Schistosoma intercalatum is the source of this 777-nucleotide messenger RNA. NCBI's taxonomy places the organism in Eukaryota, Metazoa, Platyhelminthes, Trematoda, Strigeidida, Schistosomatidae. The record is from the annotation of a GenBank genome assembly.
AUGAAUUUUUCAAAUGUACCGAAAGAACUCUCCCAUCUGAACGUGUUCUUAAGAUGUGCUUCCGAUCACUCGGCGAAAGACCCCACUAUCACAUACUACUGUCUCCUGCAUGCAUUUCAAAAAGGUUUAAGUAUGAUUCAAAAAUCACCCCCUAUCAAGGCAUUUUUGACAACUCUCAUGGAUAAGUUAGAAGAAUUAAAGAGGAGUAAUUCAAACUGUGAAGAAAUUGCGAAUGAAACUGUUGGGAUUCCUUAUGUUGAACAGUAUGCCCUCAAGUUGUUUGAUGCUGCUUACCAGAGGGAUAUAAACUCCGACUUCGGACCUGCUACUGUAAAAUUAUUUCUUUCAGCUGCUACACUCUUAGACGUUGUUUCUGGAGUUGGAGAAGUAGGUGAUGAUAUCGAAAAGACCAGGAAGUAUGCCAAAUGGAAGGCCGUUUACAUCAGCAAAUGUUUGAAAUCUGGCGAAGUUCCAGUAGGUGGUCCUAUUGCUAACACCGAAGCUGCCUACACCCCAAAUAUUUCUGGACUAACAAAUACAAACAAUCUCUGCAACAAUGAAACAAAUCAACAACCUCAUGAAGUCCCCACCACUUGCAUACCUAAACAACCACCUAGUCCUGAUCCAUCUGCAUCUGAUAAUAAUAUUACAACAAGAAAUUGGUUGAAUGUAGAAAAAGAUAUCAAAUGUGCAUUGAGUGCAUCAAAUUAUCAGGAUAGAGAAACAACCGUGAAAUACUUGAAGCAAGCGUUAAAAUCACUUGGAGUUGAUAUCUAA